Molecule: messenger RNA, 696 nt
Organism: Entrophospora sp. SA101
Lineage: Eukaryota; Fungi; Glomeromycota; Glomeromycetes; Entrophosporales; Entrophosporaceae
Source: the annotation of a GenBank genome assembly
AUGAUUAGUGCAAAAAAAGAAUUGGAAGAAAUAUUAAAGGUUGUUAAAAACUCUUCCUCUCCCCAAGAAUUAAAAGAUGUUUAUUUUAAAACCAAAGAAAUCAUUUUUGAAGGGAUUAAUACUUUCUGUGAAGGUUACCAACCGACCGAUGAAGAAAUAGAUUUAACACUACUAGCUUGUGAUGAAUCCUCCCAAGAAAAAGUUCGGAGACAAAAUCCGCCAACUGAUAAUCCACCGCCAACCGAUAACGGAGAUAAUGACGAUCAUAAUAAAGAAAAUGAAGAAGAAAUAAGGUUCGAAAGUGAAAACUCACAAAAGCGAGCAGAUGAAUUGCAAAAAGAAGUUGACAAUUUAAGAAGUAAAAAUAAACCAGUCGAGGCUGAUAAAUUACAAAAGAGGAUGGAGGAGAUUAAGCAAAACAUUCCAACAAAAAGUAAUCCAACAAAAACCGAAAAAGAAAGACUAAUGAGAGAACAAACUGAAAGAAUGAAUAAACAAAUUAAUGAAGUUCGCAAAAAAGGCGAAAGAGAGAUUAGAGAGUUGGGCAAUAGCAAAGAGUUAGAAAUAAGACGAGUUAGAGAAAAUAGUGAUAGAGAAAUUAGUAAUUUAAGAGAUGAAAAUCGUAGAACAAUGGAUCGAAUAAUGAGAAGCGGAAGCUCUUAUAUUGAUUCAGCAAAGAAUCGUUUUAUAAUUUAG